UGCAGAGACGCGCCCAAAGGACAUUGCAAAAUGCAAGCGAAUCACCAACCGCAUGGUCGGCCUCCCAGUGCUACGGUCAUUCCACCGCAAGUCUCAGUUCGUCCGUGUUUCCCAGUACACGCCAGCAGACGUCGAGUUCAUUUCUGAGCGAGUGCGUGCGGUCGCGCAGAAUGGCCAUGCUGAUAUUCCCGUCCGCCACCGACGAGGUUGAAGUCAAAAUCAGGCGCAUCCAGCAGCGCACUCGUGAGCAGCUUGCCCUCGCUGAUUGGGAGCUGGCUCCUUUGUAUGUCGACAAGGACGAGCUGACUGCUGACGAGUUCUCGCUGGUUUGGAGGCGUGGCAUUGUUGUGGUGGUCCGCGGUCUUUUGGAUACACUCAAGGGCAAGAUCUGGAAGCCAGAGUGGUGGAUUAAGAAUUUCGGCGACGAGCCAGUGCAAGUCCUCGACUGCAAGCGCAAGGGGGAUCUUGUGGGCGAGUGGCCGCUGAAGGAUUUCUACCGUGCCUUUGACGGGGACGAUGAGUACAGCAGCCUGUUUGAGGAGUCAGAUGGCUGGGAGAAGCGACUGAAGCGCAUCAAGCGGAGCAUUUUGAAGCUAAAAGACUGGCCGCCUACUGAGGGCUUUGAGGAGCGUCUGCCGGACCAUUUCAGAAAUUUCAUGGAGGCGCUGCCAUUCCACGACUACACCAGCCGUGGAGGCAAAUACAAUCUGGCGAACCGGCUUCCCGAGGAAUUUGUUCCGCCUGACCUCGGCCCAAAGAUGUAUUGCGCGUACGGGUCCAGCGACCGCGAGGGCGGUGUAGGCACAACCAACCUGCACUGCGAUAUGGCCGACGCUGUCAAUAUCAUGGCAUAUGCGUCGAAAACGUUUUUGGCUGAAAACGAUAUUAGUGUUCCGGGCAUCUGGUCUGCAAGGGAGGCUGUUAAGCCGGCCGGCAGCGGUGAGCCCAGCGAAGGCGGCCCAAAGAAGGCAGCAGCAGCAGUCUGGGACAUCUAUCCACCCACGGCUCUGGAGAACCUGCGCGACUAUAUCCGUGCCAGCAAGGGCUCGCAGUGGGGUGACCCGAUCCACAACCAGGAUAGGUUCCUGACUGAGCCCGACCGCAGAAAGAUCCAUGCCCAGUUUGGCGCGAACGGCAUGUGCUAUCGCAUCUACCAGAACCCGGGUGACGCCGUAUUUGUGCCUGCGGGCAGUGCCCACCAGGUCUGCAACUACGCGAAUGCCAUCAAGGUGGCGAUGGACUUUGUCUCGCCCGAGCGCGUCGAGUUCUGCCAGAGGAUGACGGCGGACUUCAGAAAGCUGCCGUCCGAGCACUUGCGAAACAGAGACUUGCUGCAGAUCGACAAUAUCCUGCUGUGGACAUUCGCAGGCAAAGGCGCCAUGAGGGAAAAGGAGAAGCCCGCCAAGAAGCCACCCGCAGCAGCACCGCGGCCAAAGAAGGAAAAAGGAUGCGAAGCAAGCUGGUGAGCAGCCGUCUGCUGCGUCACCGGCGCCUGCCAAGAAGGCUCGCACCAGACACAAAAUGUAAAUUUGAUCAUAAUCCAGGCAAUGGCACCACAUUUUCAAU
Linderina pennispora is the source of this 1566-nucleotide messenger RNA. RefSeq lists its product as uncharacterized. The transcript has a single exon. The record is from RefSeq and is a predicted model, not a curated record. Gene Ontology annotation, cellular component: histone deacetylase complex; chromatin. Lineage: Eukaryota; Fungi; Kickxellomycota; Kickxellomycetes; Kickxellales; Kickxellaceae. Gene Ontology annotation, molecular function: chromatin DNA binding; histone H3K9 demethylase activity; transcription coregulator activity. The coding region runs from base 171 to 1466 and encodes 431 amino acids. Gene Ontology annotation, biological process: regulation of transcription by RNA polymerase II.